GGAGCCGGCCGCGCCGGGCACCUCCCACCCCGCCCUCGGCGCCCCCGCCCCUCCAGGAAGGGGAGGAGGCGAGGGGAGCCCGCCGCGGAGGCCGAGCGAGCCCCCCGCCCAGCCCGGCGACUGGGGACCCCGGCACAUGAGGUGGACGCCCCCCGGGAGCGCUUGGGUGCAGAGCCGGGCGCGAAGGUCUUGAGGCAGAGCACUGGCUUUGGGGACCCUGCACCACUGUCAUGGAGACCGAGAGUGAGCAGAACUCCAACUCCACUAAUGGGAGCUCCAGCUCUGGGGGCAGCUCUCGGCCCCAGAUAGCUCAGAUGUCACUCUAUGAACGCCAAGCAGUGCAGGCUCUGCAGGCACUGCAGCGUCAGCCCAACGCAGCUCAGUAUUUCCACCAGUUCAUGCUCCAGCAGCAGCUCAGCAAUGCUCAGCUGCAUAGCCUGGCUGCGGUCCAGCAGGCCACGAUUGCUGCCAGUCGGCAGGCCAGCUCCCCAAACACCAGCAGUGCACAGCAGCAGACUACCACCACCCAGGCCUCAAUCAAUCUGGCCACCACGUCGGCCGCCCAGCUCAUCAGCCGAUCCCAGAGUGUGAGCUCUCCCAGUGCUACCACUUUGACCCAAUCUGUGCUACUGGGGAACACCACCUCCCCGCCUCUCAACCAAUCCCAGGCCCAGAUGUAUCUACGGCCACAGCUGGGAAACCUAUUGCAGGUAAACCGGACCCUGGGCCGGAAUGUGCCUCUAGCCUCCCAACUCAUCCUGAUGCCUAACGGGGCGGUGGCUGCGGUCCAGCAGGAGGUGCCAUCUGCUCAGUCUCCGGGAGUUCAUACAGAUGCAGAUCAGGUGCAGAAUUUGGCAGUGAGGAACCAACAGGCCUCAGCCCAAGGACCCCAAAUGCAGGGCUCUACUCAGAAGGCCAUUCCUCCUGGAGCCUCCCCUGUCUCUAGCCUCUCCCAGGCCUCUAGCCAGGCCCUCGCUGUGGCUCAGGCUUCCUCUGGGGCCUCGGGCCAGUCUCUCAACCUCAGUCAAGCUGGUGCGGGCAGUGGGAGUAGCAUCCCAGGGUCCAUGGGGCCAGGCGGAGGUGGCCAGGCACCUGGGGGCUUGGGUCAGUUGCCUUCCUCAGGAAUGGGUGGGGGUGGGAGCUGUCCUAGGAAGGGCACAGGAGUGGUGCAGCCCUUGCCUGCAGCCCAAACAGUGACUGUGAGUCAGGGAAGCCAGACAGAAGCAGAAAGUGCAGCGGCCAAGAAGGCAGAAGCAGAUGGGGCUGGUCAGCAGAACGUGGGCAUGAACCUGACACGGACAGCUACGCCUGCUCCCAGCCAGACCCUUAUUAGCUCAGCCACCUACACACAGAUCCAGCCCCAUUCCCUGAUUCAGCAACAGCAGCAGAUCCACCUCCAGCAGAAACAGGUGGUAAUCCAGCAGCAGAUCGCCAUCCACCACCAGCAGCAGUUCCAGCACCGGCAGUCCCAGCUCCUCCACACAGCCACACACCUCCAGCUGGCCCAGCAGCAGCAGCAACAGCAGCAGCAGCCGCCGCCGCCGCCUCCGCCCCCGCCGCCAGCCACCACCCUCACUGCCCCUCAGCCACCGCAGGUCCCACCCACUCAGCAGGUCCCGCCUUCCCAGUCCCAGCAGCAAGCCCAGACCCUGGUCGUUCAACCCAUGCUUCAGUCUUCACCCUUGUCCCUCCCACCCGACCCAACCCCCAAGCCACCCAUCCCCAUCCAGUCCAAACCACCUGUGGCACCUAUCAAGCCUCCUCAGUUAGGAGCUGCUAAGAUGUCAGCUACCCAGCAACCACCACCCCACAUCCCUGUGCAAGUUGUGGGCACCCGACAGCCGGGGACGGCGCAGGCACAGGCUUUGGGGUUGGCACAGCUGGCGGCUGCCGUACCUACUUCCCGGGGGAUGCCCAGUACAGUGCAGCCCGGUCAGGCCCACUUGGCCUCCUCACCACCUUCAUCCCAGGCUCCCGGGGCGCUGCAAGAGUGCCCUCCCCCUUUGGCGUCGGGGAUGAGCCUGGCUCCCGUGCAGGGGACGGCCCAUGUGGUAAAGGGUGGGGCUACGACCUCCUCACCUGUCGUGGCCCAGGUACCUGCUGCCUUCUACAUGCAGUCUGUGCACCUGCCGAGCAAACCCCAGACACUGGCUGUCAAACGCAAGGCAGAGUCUGAGGAGGAGAGAGACGAUGUCUCGACAUUGGGUUCAAUGCUUCCAGCCAAGGCAUCUCCAGUAGCUGAGAGCCCAAAGGCCGUGGAGGAGAAGAGCAGUCUUGGAGAGAAAGCUGAACCAGUGACUGGUGUGAAUGCUAACACUCCAAGCAGUGAACUAGUAGCCUUGGCUCCUGCCCCAUCCGCACCCCCUCCUACACUAGCCAUGGUGUCCAGACAAAUGGGUGACUCAAAACCCCCACAGGCCAUCGUGAAGCCCCAGAUUCUCACCCACAUCAUUGAAGGCUUCGUUAUCCAGGAAGGAGCAGAGCCUUUCCCGGUGGGUUGUUCUCAAUUACUGAAAGAGUCUGAGAAGCCACUACAGACUGGCCUCCCGACGGGGCUGAAUGAGAAUCAGUCAGGGGGACCCUUGGGAGGGGACAGCCCAUCUGCUGAGCUAGACAAGAAGGCGAAUCUCCUCAAGUGUGAGUACUGCGGGAAGUACGCUCCUGCCGAGCAGUUUCGCGGCUCCAAGAGGUUCUGCUCAAUGACCUGCGCUAAGAGGUAUAACGUGAGCUGUAGUCACCAGUUCCGGCUGAAGAGGAAAAAAAUGAAAGAGUUCCAAGAAGCCAACUAUGCUCGCGUUCGUCGGCGUGGACCCCGCCGCAGCUCCUCUGACAUCGCCCGUGCCAAGAUCCAGGGCAAGCGCCACCGGGGUCAAGAGGACUCUAGCCGGGGUUCAGAUAAUUCCAGUUAUGAUGAAGCACUCUCUCCAACAUCUCCUGGGCCUUUAUCUGUGAGAACUGGGCAUGGAGAACGUGACCUGGGGAACCCCAAUACAGCGCCACCAACACCGGAAUUACAUGGCAUCAACCCCGUGUUCCUGUCCAGCAAUCCCAGCCGCUGGAGCGUAGAAGAGGUCUAUGAGUUUAUCGCUUCUCUACAAGGCUGCCAAGAGAUUGCAGAGGAGUUUCGUUCCCAGGAGAUUGAUGGACAGGCCCUCUUAUUACUUAAAGAGGAACAUCUUAUGAGUGCCAUGAACAUCAAGUUGGGCCCUGCCCUGAAGAUCUGCGCCAAGAUAAACGUGCUCAAGGAGACCUAAGGUGGCCCUCUUGCACAAACGAGCCUAAGGCAGACACUCUCCACCAUCCAGGUUAUAACCUGGUACCAGCAGACUUUACAGGGAAGAAAGAGCUGUUCCAAUUACGUAAAUCUUCUGUAGAGGGGAUUACUGAGACAGGGAAGAAAAGUGCAAGAAUUGGUUGCUGGUGCUACAUUGCGGCAGCUGUGACAUUUUCUCUGGUUCUACCUUAUUUUUUAAAAUCAUUACAGUUCUCACUUUUCUCACCUACCCUAAUCCAGUCUUCAUAAAAGAGGCAGUCUAGAGAACUAGGACUGCUCAGCCUUAUCCUGGAGUGGAGUAUCUAGCCAGGGUCUCAGUUCUCCAAGAGGAAUAGACAGUACGGUAAGGUGAGGAAGUGGGUGGGAUGUAGGUGUGCCUCCACAAUGGGAGAGGUAGGGUUUUUCUAGCUUGUGUGACACAAGCAGUGACAUCUGGUACUCACUCGCUUCCUUCCAGAUUGCCCAACUGUGGCUGUGGCCCAGAGUUUUCUUUGUUGUCACUCCCUUAGUAUUGAACGUUUUCUCCUGCAUCCAUGGCAGGGCCACCUGCCGGUGCAGAGACUUGGUUGGCGUCAUUCUGAUAUGCGGCAGGGGCCAAAAGGUGUGUGGUACACACGUGGCUGUCAUUCUUUCUGCACCCCUUGCUCCCUUCAGUUUCCCUGUUGUGUCUCCUACCCUGCCUUUUUUUCAAUUCCAACUCUGCUCUGUCCUAUAGCUUUAUUAAAACGGCAGUGUGUGGGGCUGAGGUCAGGAGUAUAAGUUUACCUGCCUUAGGCGCUAUUCCUUAUACAACAAAAAUAUUAAAUAUUUUUUUCCUCCUCAGUAAAAGGAUAAAAAUUGGUCUCAGUUGUCUCUUACUCCAUUCCAGUGUCUCUACCCUCUUCUUUCAUACAAAAGACUAGCGCAACUUGUUUGUUUGUUUUUUUAAUCUUUUAAGUGUUUUUAUACAAAAAAUGUAUUUUUCCUUUUUUUUUUUGCAUUUUUAAAACACCAGUGUGGGGGAGGGAUGCAAACGACUAACAAAAAAGAUUCUUUUAUAACAUUAUUUUCCCUGUUUAGAAAGAAGAAAAAAAAAUCAUUCCAAUAGUAUUUAAAAGUCCAAAGAUGAAAUAAUUUCAUUUUCUUCCCUAAAGGCUAUUAAAAGGCCCUGCCUAUUGAUU
Molecule: messenger RNA, 4434 nt
Organism: Ailuropoda melanoleuca (giant panda)
Lineage: Eukaryota; Metazoa; Chordata; Mammalia; Carnivora; Ursidae
Gene: PHC1
Product: polyhomeotic homolog 1
Exons: 15
Coding region: 231-3254 (1007 amino acids)
Biological process (GO): negative regulation of DNA-templated transcription
Cellular component (GO): PRC1 complex; nucleus
Molecular function (GO): zinc ion binding; histone binding; chromatin binding
Source: RefSeq, a predicted model, not a curated record